UCUAUGCUGAUUACGUCACAAUCCGACCUUCGCUGUCCUCUUCCGAAGCGAAAUUCUGAAGCCCGAUUUCGUUUUUCUGAGAACCACCUGCAACAAGGAAAAUGGUAUUUCAAGGGUUAUUCGAGGCUGCUGCAAGGCAAAAUUUAUUCUCCAGCCCUUUAGUCAAUGCACAAUGUCAAGCAAGUGUACAUGCUACGGUACCUCAUACGGACAUGGUUCCACAGAGAAAUAUUGCUGCAGCUGCGACCAGUGUACCUAACGAGAACAGUUGUGAGUUUGGAUCAACAAAGUUUUACGUAUUGUGUGGAUUGGGUGGCAUACUCAGCUGUGGAACGACGCACACAGCAGUUGUUCCUCUGGAUCUUGUCAAAUGUCGUAUGCAGGUUGAUUCAGCAAAGUAUCCAAACAUGUUCAGAGGUUUCCGAGUUACUGUUGCCGAAGAUGGUUUUCGUGGAUUAGGCAAAGGAUGGGCACCAACAUUCUUCGGGUACUCUAUACAGGGUCUAGGCAAAUUUGGCCUGUACGAAGUAUUCAAGAUUUACUACUCAAAUUUGAUAGGAGAGGAGUACAGUUUUCUCUGGAGAACGAGUUUGUAUCUGGCUGCCAGUGCGUCAGCCGAAUUCUUUGCUGACAUGGGUCUGGCUCCCUUCGAAGCCGCAAAAGUGAGAAUUCAGACCCAGCCAGGCUUUGCUAACACACUGCGGGAGGCAAUGCCAAAGAUGUGGAAGGACGAAGGCAUUAUGGCAUUCUACAAGGGCUUGCCACCACUUUGGGCAAGGCAGAUACCAUACACCAUGAUGAAGUUUGCUGCAUUUGAGCGUACGGUAGAAUUCCUUUACAAGUACGUUGUACCAAAGCCAAGGUCAGAGAUGAGCAAACCUGAGCAACUAGUAGUUACUUUUGCUGGAGGCUAUAUCGCUGGUGUAUUUUGUGCAAUCGUGUCCCACCCGGCUGACACCAUCGUGUCCAAGUUGAACCAAGCCAAGGGUAGCAGUGCAAUCACUAUUGCUAAAAACCUGGGAUGGUCUGGUAUGUGGGCGGGCCUGGGAACGAGGAUCAUCAUGAUCGGUACGCUGACAGCCCUUCAGUGGUUCAUCUAUGACUCGGUAAAGGUUGUCUUCAGGAUUCCUCGACCAGCUCCUCCAGAGAUGCCUGCCAGCCUGAAGGCAAAACUUGAAGCUGCCAAGUAAUUGGCUUUUGAUUGUCUAGGCAUUAGUAAUCUUGCUGUACCUAGAAGACUAUAGAAGUUGAGAGAGCAAGAGAGAGGGGGGGGGGGAGAGGAACAAUUAUUUAGUUUCAUUCAGUGCCAAAAAAGCACAUGCUGCUGCUUUAUGUGGAAAUCGAUUUUACUCAGUUGCUUACGAAAGUGUUUUCACUGCUUUCCAAAAUUUAUACCUGUUGAUGGAGGAUUAUGGUGUGGUUGAAUAGGAAGUCAUUUAGGUGCUUUACAUGUUUUACUUAAAGGUAUUUAAUUGUUUAGCUCUUUCUGGUAAAUGGUUGUUCAAAAGAUAUAACAGUGCGACACUAGUCAUACUGUGAAGAGUUACCAUUACGAUGUUACUGGUGAUGCUUAAGUAUAUGCAUUAAGUUAUGUAUUAUGCUUAAGGGAUGCUUAAGUAAGAAUUGCUGUUUCUGUAUGAAACCGACUGAAACAGUUCAAAUUGGCAAUUUAUACUAAUCCAUUCGUGCAAAAUCCUGUGAAAUGCAUAAAUCUGAGAAUAAACGUGUUUGCAAAGCAAAGGAUCUCCAGUCUAAAUUAGCUAAGGUUAGCUUAUAACAUCUAGUCAGUAAUACGCACAUUAAAAAUUAAAAAAUAUACACUGUUCUGUUAUAAUAUAUAGGUAAAUUAUAAAAAUGUUGAGCAGCUAUUGUUUUUUCUUGUAUUGACAAGAAUAAUAAAACUCGUGUCAAACGGC
This is a messenger RNA of Priapulus caudatus, 1916 nucleotides long. Its product is annotated as phosphate carrier protein, mitochondrial-like. The transcript is spliced from 8 exons. Gene Ontology annotation, cellular component: mitochondrial inner membrane. Gene Ontology annotation, molecular function: phosphate transmembrane transporter activity. Gene Ontology annotation, biological process: mitochondrial phosphate ion transmembrane transport. The coding region runs from base 102 to 1190 and encodes 362 amino acids. The record is from RefSeq and is a predicted model, not a curated record. Lineage: Eukaryota; Metazoa; Priapulida; Priapulimorpha; Priapulimorphida; Priapulidae.